UAAAAAUGAAUUGUAAUUCAAUUCCACAGUGAGAUUCAAUGAAAUACGUUUAAUAGUGGAAACAGGAUGAUGAAAAUUGAUUCAGUCCAAGGACGAGAUCGAUCAAAACACGAUGUUUUUUUAUGAUAAAGAUCUAUUAUUAUUCUAAGCCAUCGAGCGUUUUUGCCGGCCUAUUGCACGCGGAAUAAAAAUUGCCUCGUUGCAAACAUGGCGAAGGUAUUUCUAUGAAUAAUUAAUGCAAUUGCAACGCCACUGUUAUCUUCGUCAGACGACGAUCUAUCGCAGCCGUCCUCCUGUCCUUGGCUUUCCAAAGCGGGCGAGAUUCUCAAAUUCGAAAAUGCGGACUUCGACUUUCGAACACGUCGCGGCGCGUCUGAAUACAACAGAACCAUGCAAGAAAAGAGUUAAAAUUUAUUGGACGUCGUUGCGGGCAAGAUUUCAUCGCUGGCUGAACUCGAGGAGGGCAAUCACGAUGCAAAUGCGUUUGAAAUGAUCGUCGACAGCGUGAAACCCGGUGCGCCCAGGGACUUUCAAUACCGUGGACCUCGUGCUUGCGUUCUCGGAUUGUCUUCCACGGCUACAUACAAUUAACAAUCCGGUUUCUUCUUCCGCCUAACGUCUCUCAUAAUCCGUCCUUGCGUCCGGCGACUGUAUAAUUUAUGUAUUGCGUCUCGACUCGGAGUUACACGCGGCCAGAAACAUUAUCAUGCUUCUCGAGGAGAACACGCGCAGAAACGCAUGCGAAGAGAUUCCAAUGUUUCAACGAAAUUAACACCGAACUUAGCCGCGCGCGCUAAAAGAUGACUGACAGAAGAACAAGUGGGAACGGAAGCAAAAUGGCGUGCGCAUCACAGUGUGCCAAGUACUUCCUGUGUUUCUUUAAUUUCGUUUUCUUCGUGGCCGGAGGAGCGGCGUUGGCUCUUGGAAUCUGGCUAUUCGCCGAUAGCAGUUCGUUCACCGACCUCAUAGUCAAACUUGACCAAUCUGCUGACAUUUUGAACAAAACAGAUGCAGGCGUCAUCAAAGUGAUGUCAUACAUUCUAAUCAUAUCAGGAGCACUGACUUUCCUGAUCAGUUUCUUAGGAUACUGUGGAGCAAUGUUUGAGUCACGAUGUCUUCUCUGUGUGUAUGGUAUCCUCAUAUUACUGGUUCUGGUCCUGGAGUGUGUGGCAGUAGGUCUAGCCUUUGGAUACAGAGAACAACCGGAAAAGGGCAUGCAGAAUUUCCUCAAAUCUACUCUCAAGUACUAUGCCAGCAAUAUUGACAAAACAGAAACAGUUACAGUCGCUUGGGAUGGCCUAAUGACUCAGCUCCAUUGUUGCGGAGUAGAGAGCUAUACAGACUUCCGAGAGAGCAUAAACUGGACAGCAACGGAUAAGAUUGUUCCUGAAGCGUGUUGUAUAAAGGAGAACAAUGCUUUGAAGGAUCCUUCCUGCCCUAUAACUCCAACUUCCAAUAAUUCUUACUACAAACAGGGUUGCUAUCAAGCGAUGGUGAGGACAAUAGAAGAAAAUUUAGCGAUUGUGAUCGGCGUGGGUGCAGGUCUGGCAUUUACCGAAAUCCUCGUGAUUAUUUUAGCCCUGCAUCUAGCCUGCUGUUACUGGCGACCCCAACAUGCUUGCAUCGACGUGUCGUCGUCGAGACAGGCCUGGUGAACAGUGAUGAAGAUGGUGUUUGCUUUCUCAAGUAAGGCUUAGAAGGCGUUGAGAGUUCCAAUCCUUUUUCCAUUUCCAGUAGAGUUUGCAUGAGAAUCAGCUAAAUGAUUUCUGAAAACUUUGUCUGGAAUAACUCGUACGUUGGAAAACGAGUUAUUGUAGAUAAUACUGUUUAUUACCGCAGCCUGUAUUUAAUUACACUGUCUAACAACUUCUAGCAUACAUCCUGUGUGAGACCAACGAACCUAAGUGCCUGAGCAUGAAAUAAUCUCUCUCUGAAGAAUUUUCUUUUCAGUAGAAAACGUUUCUUUAACGAAUCAUCACAGAAGGAUAUAUAUUUUUCUAAAGACCUAAGAAAACGUUAUGAUCAUACUAAUCGUGAUAAAUCAGUGAAGAGAGUGUAGUGUCUCUUUGUCAAUUCACACCGGGCAUCCAAAACCUUUUCGUUUGCAGUUUUAACUUGUUGGUGCUGCUGUUGACCAGAUACGUUAACAACGAACUCUCCUCACACCUUCUUGGCACCAUAGAAGUGAAUUGGUUUACGCUUGCUUGAAACUAGCCCAGGAUCUGUUCGUCAUUUACUAUUCAUACUUUAAUCUACGGUCAUUGUAAGAUUCUUUAAAUUAAUCGUUAAUGUAAUUAAGAAUUUUUUUAUUUUAUUUCUAUCUCAGAGAUAUAGUCUCCACACGUCUUUGUUAUUGCUCGCUAUAUUAAUUGAGAUUGCUCUGAAGUUACGGAAACGAGUGGUUUUGUUGAAUUAUUUUUUGUUUGUUGUUUUAAAAUUAUUUAUGAGUUUCAUUGAACGUUUUGAGAAAUGAAAAUUACUUCGUCCUACAAAUCAGUACAAAACGAAAUUUGAGACGCGACAGACAAAACUAUAUGUGUUGGCGUUGAACCACUUUGUAUAUAUAUUUCAACUAGUUAAAGCGUUAAGAUAAUUAAGCGAUUAGAAGAAAUUGAAACGGAUAUUUGAAUAUAUAUUGUAUCGCAUUAUUUUAUUACGAUUCAUUUAGUGUAUUGUAUUAGUGUGCAUAGAUAGAAUUAUAGCUGAACAUUUUGUACAAGAAUUGAGAAUUGUAUAUGGACUUGUACCGUUUUCCAAAGUGUAAGAAUAUACAAAUUUUGUAUUAUUUUUAAAAA
Messenger RNA from Megalopta genalis, 2795 nucleotides. RefSeq names its product Tetraspanin 66E (gene Tsp66E). Gene Ontology annotation, cellular component: plasma membrane. NCBI's taxonomy places the organism in Eukaryota, Metazoa, Arthropoda, Insecta, Hymenoptera, Halictidae. The record is from RefSeq and is a predicted model, not a curated record.